This is a messenger RNA of Dermatophagoides pteronyssinus (European house dust mite), 2002 nucleotides long. RefSeq lists its product as uncharacterized. The record is from RefSeq and is a predicted model, not a curated record. Gene Ontology annotation, molecular function: snRNA binding; RNA methyltransferase activity; O-methyltransferase activity. Gene Ontology annotation, biological process: snRNA modification. Lineage: Eukaryota; Metazoa; Arthropoda; Arachnida; Sarcoptiformes; Pyroglyphidae.
AUGCAGCAAGUUUUGUGAUGAAACACAAAAAAAAAAUUGUAAACAAACGAAAAAAAAAUUGAUUAAAAUCUUUUUUGGAUGAUGAAUUUUUUCUCAAUGAUUUGAAGUUUUCAUUCUCAAUGAUCUCAGCUGUUUGAUUUGUUUUUUUUUGUUUUUGUUAAAUUCAAAAUGUCAAAUCAAAGAUGUAACAAUAGUAAUCAUAACAAUGAUUCGAAUCAAGCUACUAAUUAUCAUCGGCCAUCAAUAAAUCAUAUUUGUACAAAUAUUCGUAAUAAUAAUGAUCAUCAUGGAUCUAGAAAACGUCGUUUUGGUUUUAAUUCAUCAUCAUCAUCAAUGGAAUAUCAUCAAUCAUCAUCAUGUUUACAACAUGGUAAAAAACGACGAAAAGCUAAUAAUAAUAUCGAUUCAUUUGUACCAGCGUCACAUUUAUUAUUAGGUGGUGUAAAUUUUAAUGAUCCAUUAAAUCUAAAAAGUAUUAAAACAAAUGAUGAUGAUCGUAAUGAUAAUGACGAUGGUGAAAAUGAUGAUAAUGAUAAUGGUGAUGGUGAUGGUCAAGGUACAACAAUCAGCAGUAACAGUAUAAAUAUCGAACGAUCAUCACCAUCAGAUCAAUCUAGAUCAAAAGAAAUGAUUAAUGUUUUAAUUCCAACAAAUUUACAGGAUCCAUUAAAUUUAACACAUGGAUCGGAUCAAUUGAAAGAAUCUAAUGAUUCAAACAACAGAAUUACGAAUGAUAAUAAAAGUGGUAAAUCAUAUUUUGUUCAUCAUCAUCAACAUCAUUAUCAUAAUCAUCGCUUUAAACGACAACGUACAUCAUCUGAAAGUGAAAUUCAUCGUCAAAUGUCGUUGCCUUCAAUGUCAACAACAACAACAAACGCAUCGACGACAAACUCAAUGAUUAAAGAUGAUUCCUGUCUAAAUCAUCAUUGUUAUCAUAAUAUUCAAUCUUUAUCAACGACCGAAACAUCGAUGGUUCAUCCAUCAUCAUCAUCUUCAUCUUCAGCGACAGCAACAUCGAUGUCAUCAACAUCAAAAUCAAUUCGUCCACCAUCAACAUUACAACGAUCUAUGUCAUUAUCAUGUUCAUCGAAAAAUUGUUGUACAAAAAAUCAGAUUUGUGAUAAACAAAAUUUUCAAAAUCAUCGAUCAAAAUCAUUGAAUCAAAAUCAAAAUCAACAUUCAAAACAACAAAAAGAACGUUUUCAAUAUGGAAAUUAUAAUCGUUAUUAUGGUUAUCGUUCGAUGAAUAAUGAUGAUAAUAAAGAUCCACGUUUAGAUUUAUUUCGUUUGGAAUGGUUUUCCGGAAAAGAUGUUCUCGAUAUUGGCUGUAAUAUUGGUCAAAUAACAAUGAAAAUUGCAAAAGAAUUUCAACCAAGAAAAAUUAUCGGUAUCGAUAUUGAUCAAUCAUUAAUACAGAUUGCAAGAAAAAAUUUACGACAAAUUGUUACGAAAAAUAUGAUUAAUAUGGAAAAAUUUCCAUUAUCGUUGCCGAUUUUAUAUGGUCAAUUGGAUUCAUUAUUUGAUGUUGAUGUUGCUGAUAAUAAUGAUGGUGGUGAUGAUAAAAAUUGUAAGGAAUAUCCAAAUAAUAUAAAUUUUGUACAUAUAAAUUAUGUUCCAUCAAUGGAUGAUCAGUUAAAAUAUCAAAAAUCACAAUAUGAUUGUAUACUAUGUUUAAGUGUUACAAAAUGGAUUCAUCUGAAUUGGGGUGAUGCUGGUUUACGACGAACAUUUCGAAGAAUAUUUUUACAAUUACGUCCCGGUGGUUCAUUAAUAUUGGAACCACAACCAUGGUCUUCAUAUAAAAAAUCUAAAAUGACUCCAAAAUUAAUGGAAAAUUUUCGUUCAAUACGUUUUAAACCGGAACAUUUUCAUGAAUAUCUACUCAAAGAUGUUGGUUUUAAAAGCUGUGAAUUAUUAGGAACACCUUUACAUAAUCAAAAAGGUUUCCAAAGGCCAAUUUAUUUAUAUACGAAAAAAAAUUUAACGUAAAAAAACGAGUUUU